Phanerochaete carnosa HHB-10118-sp is the source of this 1504-nucleotide messenger RNA. RefSeq lists its product as uncharacterized. Gene Ontology annotation, cellular component: mitochondrion. The transcript has 5 exons. Bases 12 to 1439 code for a protein of 475 amino acids. NCBI's taxonomy places the organism in Eukaryota, Fungi, Basidiomycota, Agaricomycetes, Polyporales, Phanerochaetaceae. The record is from RefSeq and is a predicted model, not a curated record. Gene Ontology annotation, molecular function: metal ion binding; metalloendopeptidase activity.
CGACGAGCGCAAUGGUAUCUCGUACACUCUCUACUUCGCUCGCGCGAUCAUUGCGCAGUGCUGCACGGCCAUCACCAUUGGCCCGGCCCUGGCGGUCGUUUGCGACCGCGGUGAAUGCGCCUGUCACUCAGCUCACUACUCUCCCUAACGGCCUGACAGUCGCAACUGAAGCGCACUCACACGCUCAGACCGCUACAGUUGGUGUCUGGAUUGAUGCGGGCUCGCGGGCGGAGACAGACAAGACAAGCGGCACGGCGCACUUCCUCGAGCAUAUGGCUUUCAAGGGCACCAACAAGCGUAGUCAGCACGCGCUCGAACUCGAGGUUGAGAACCUCGGCGCCCACCUGAACGCCUACACCUCGCGCGAGCAGACCGUGUACUACGCGAAGAGCUUCCGUAAGGAUGUAGCCCAGACGGUCGACAUCAUCAGCGAUAUUCUCCAGAGCUCUAAGCUCGAGAAGUCAGCGAUUGAACGCGAACGCGACGUGAUUCUGCGCGAGCAGCAGGAGGUGGAUAAGCAGAUGGAGGAGGUUGUCUUUGACCACUUGCACGCUGUCGCUUUCCGAGGCCAGCCUCUUGGUCGCACCAUCCUCGGCCCCAAGCAGAACAUCCUUUCGAUCAACCGUGAUGACCUCGAUAACUAUAUCAAGACGAACUACACUGCUGACCGAAUGGUUCUCGUCGGUACUGGUGGCGUUGACCAUAAUGAACUCGUCAAGCUUGCAGAGAAGCACUUCUCUUCUCUCCCUGUCUCCCCCAAUCCCAUUUCCCUUGGCCGUCUUGCACAUUCCAAGACGCACUUUGUCGGCUCUGAAGUCCGCAUUCGCGACGACACCCUUCCGACUGCCCAUAUCGCCAUUGCUGUUCAGGGUGUCGGCUGGAGCUCGCCCGAGUACUUCCCCAUGCUCGUCAUGCAGUCUAUCAUGGGCAACUGGGACCGCUCGCUCGGUUCCGCUACGCUCCUUUCUUCUCGUCUUUCCCACAUCGUCUCCGCCAACAACCUCGCGAAUAGCUUCAUGUCGUUCUCGACUUCGUACGCUGACACCGGCCUCUGGGGCGCCUACCUCGUCACUGAGAACCUGAUGAACAUCGACGACCUUAUGCACUUCACCAUUCGUGAGUGGACUCGCAUGGCCGUUGGUCCUACAGAUGGUGAGGUCGAGCGCGCCAAGAGCCAACUCAAGGCUAGCCUUCUGCUCACCCUCGACGGUACCACCGCCAUUGCCGAGGACAUCGGUCGCCAGCUUGUUACCACUGGCCGCCGUAUGACUCCUCAGCAGAUCGAAAACGCUGUUGAUGCCGUCUCCGUUGAGGACAUUCGGCGGGUGGCGAAGAAGUACAUCUGGGAUCAGGACUUUGCCCUUGCUGCCGUUGGCCCUAUUGAUGGUCUUCUUGACUAUAACCGUCUCCGUGCGGAUACUUCGUCUCUCAUAUACUAGACAAGCUGUGCAUAGCAUAGAUAAAACUUGUGGCUUCUUCAUUCAAUGUCAGAUAGACAGCGUCG